This is a messenger RNA of Menidia menidia (Atlantic silverside), 2289 nucleotides long. NCBI's taxonomy places the organism in Eukaryota, Metazoa, Chordata, Actinopteri, Atheriniformes, Atherinopsidae. The record is from the annotation of a GenBank genome assembly.
AAACACUAUGUAAGCAACAUUUAAUUACAAAAACAGCGCAUUGUACCGUAAAUGAGUGUUUUUUGUUCACUCGUUUCACCGGGACAGCUUUUCACAGGGGUUGAUUUGGAUGAAGUUCAUCAUGAGGCACAGACCUCCAGCUGCCAGUCUAAGAGGAUGAGAGGCUCCGGCUAAAGCUCAAAGGCUCCCAAGUUUUGUUUGGACGUCCAUUUCUGCUCAAACAUGGAUCUAGAAGAGGAGGAGGAGGAGCUGACGGCCAAGGCGCCCAGGGAGGUGGACGUGUUCACGUCCGUGUGCUGCCUGGGCUACCUGUCCAGCAUCAACCUGCUGGUGGCGGUGUGCGUGGGCAUGUACGUGCGCUGGGAGGUGACCGGCGAGCCCAUGAUCCUGGUCAUCUUCAUCCUGGGCCUCUUCGUGUUGGGGAUCGCCAGCAUCCUCCAUUACUACUUCGCCAUGGAGAAGGCCAGCCUCAGCCUGUACCACCUGUGGUCGGGCUUUCUGCUCGGACUCCUGUGCUUCCUCAACGGCCCCGCGCUGGACCUGAACGUCAAAGAGCUGGCGGCCGACUACCUCCUGGUGGCCAGCGUGGUCAUGAAGGCGGUGUGGGCCGCCACCGAGCGCCUGUGCGGCGCCAUGCGCCACCGGCCCGCCCUGCUGGUGCCCGCCGAGUGGCUGCAGCUGCUGGGGUUCGGCGUGGCCAGCACCGCCAUGCUCCUGCACAGCUCGGUGGCCAUCAUAGGCCUGGUGGUGGGGCUGGGGGCUCUGAUCGUGGACCUGAGGAUGAAGUCCCUCCUCGCUUUGCCCAACCUCGUCAGUUUUGCCUUAAUUACAUCCCUCGUUUUUUUCCAAGCCUUGGGCCUCCCGGCCAACCCCUACGCCUUAGGCUGCUUCCUGGGCCGGCUGCUGUGUGAGCCUCUGUUGGACGUGUACUUCAGCGUUCUGGGGCCCUGCGAGCGCUGGGUGCCAGUGCUCUCUUUGGGGAAGGUAUGGAGGAGGCUGUCCAUGUUUCCUCUGUGUGUAACCGAGCUGGCCUUCUUUGUCCUCGCUGCCUUGAAGCUCGGCCACUUGGAGCUGUGGUAUCUGGUCAUCCCGGGAUUCUGCCUUUUCGGCCUCUUCUGGGCCAUCUGCCACAUGAUUCUGCUGAUCACGAUUUGGGGCUUCCACACAAAGCUGAGCGAGUGCCAGAGGACCUGGCGAGCGCACCGCUCGAGCAGCCGGAGUUUGGCCCAAGUCAUGGCGUCCCGCGGCAUCCGGCACUUCUGCCUGAUUUCGGAGCGCCUGGCGAUCUUCUGCCUGCUGUCUACGGUGAUACUGGCGGCCGUGUCCUGGCAGCCCUCCAACGGCCUGUUUCUCAGCGCUCUGCUGGUGGUGCUGCCUCUGGAGUCCCUGACCCUCGGCCUGUUCCACGAGCUCGGCAGCUGCCUGGGGGGGACCUGUGUGGGCUACGCGCUGGUCAUUCCCACCUCGUACUGCAGCGCCGGGGGCCAGCCCGCCCUGCUGCCGGCCGGCCGGGUCCAGGAGCUGAACCUGCGCUCCACGGCCAUGCUGAACAGCGUGCAGCGCCUCUUCUCCCACCACAUGGUCCAGACCUUCGGCUGCGACUACUCCACCGGCGGCGUGUCGCUGGAGGCGGCGCAGGCCAAGCUGCGCAGCUUCCUGGAGCUGCGCACGGCCGACGGCCCCCGCCACGACACCUACCUGCUCUUCUACAGCGGGCACACGCACAAGGCCUCCGGGGCCUGGGCCCUGGCCGGGGGCGAGAGCCUCCACCUGGGCCAGCUGCUGGACAUCUGGAAGGAGAAGAACGCCGGCCAUUGCUCCCGCCUCAUCGUGGUCCUGGACACGGAGAACUCCCUCCCCUGGGUGAAGGAGGCGCGGCGGCUGGAGGGGGUGGCGCCGAGCCGGCGGCCCCCCCCCCCGGACCCGGAGGCCGGGGACCCGCCCCUGCUGGGCGACUUCACCGCCGAGUGGGUGGAGUUCAACUGCAACCCGGCCAGCGGCACGCAGUGGUCAGAGCGGGGGCGGGCGGCGGGGGCCGCGUACGGCGUGUCCAAGCGCUGGGGCGACUACACGCUGCACCUCCCCACCGGCAGCGACGUGGCCAAGCACUGGAAGACCCACUUCCCCAAGGCCACCUACCCGCUGGUCUACCUGUCCAACUGGUGCUGCGGCCUGGACCCGUUCUGGCUCUGCAGCGCCUGCCUGCGCUGCUUCCGCAGGUGCAAGCUGGCCUGGUUCCCCCCCGCCGUGCUGGACACGGGGCAGGGCAUCAAACUGGUGCACUCGUAG